Molecule: messenger RNA, 2358 nt
Organism: Diabrotica virgifera virgifera (western corn rootworm)
Lineage: Eukaryota; Metazoa; Arthropoda; Insecta; Coleoptera; Chrysomelidae
Product: zinc finger MYM-type protein 1-like
Exons: 2
Coding region: 165-1931 (588 amino acids)
Molecular function (GO): protein dimerization activity
Source: RefSeq, a predicted model, not a curated record
GUGAUUGGAUUUGUGGCUGCAGUGUGAGAAAUGCAUUUUUUUGCUAUCCGUGUUUACUGUUUUCGAAUGACGCUGUAUGGGCGAAAAAUGGAGUAACUGACAUUAAGCAUUUAAAAGUGAAAAUUACAAAACAUGCCUCUUCAACUACUCAUAUAAAUUCAUCAAUGAGUUACGCAAGUUUAGGACGUGUUAACAUAAGACAGCAACUUGAUAGUGUAUAUCGUAAAUCUGUGCAUGACUUUAAUGAAUUGGUAUCUAAAAAUAGGUAUAUUUUAAACAAACUAAUCGACUGUGUAAAAUUUUGUGGAGUUUUCGAAAUUGCAUUGCGCGGUCAUGACGAAAGUGACAGCUCCAAUAAUCGUGGAAUUUUUCUGGGCCUUAUCGAUUUUGUUUCUGAACUGGAUUUAAUGUUUAAAGAACACAUUGAAAAAAGUACAGUAUUUAAAGGAACAUCGAAAACAAUUCAGAACGAUAUUUUAGAAUCAAUGUUAGCCAUUGUGCAUACUCAUAUCAUGAAGGAGAUUGGCCAGACAAAUUUUGUGGCCAUUCAAGUAGAUGAGACCACAGACAGCUCCAAUAAAACGCAGAUGAUUAUCAUAUUGCGAUAUGUAUUAACUGGUAUUGUACAUGAAAGAUUUUGGAAAUUUGUUAACCCCCUAGGUACUACAGCACAACAUUUAACUAAUGUAAUAUUGGAAGAACUUCAAUUAUUAAAAAUUAAUGAAGCACCUGAAAAAUUGAUUGCCCAAAGUUACGAUGGUGCAUCAGUCAUGAGCGGUAAACUGGGAGGAGUACAAACAAAAAUUAAAGAAAUAUACCCAAAUGCACACUUCAUUCACUGCUAUGCCCAUCAAUUUAAUCUUAUCCUCCAAAAAGCGGCGAGUCAACACAAACCGAUAAAAAUAUUUUUUGCAAAUUUACACGGAUUUUCGUCCUUUUUCGGCCGAUCUCCAAAACGUACGAUGGUUCUGGAUAGAGUGGUUAAAGUAAGGCUACCUAAAGCUGCGCCUACUCGAUGGGCUUUCAAUACAAAAUGUGUUGAAAUUGUAUACACUUAUAAAGAUGAUUUAAAAUCUUGCUUAGAGGAAAUUAUUGAUGAGGAGCAAGAUGGUAACAAUAUAAAUCAAGCAACUGGUUUAAAAAGACAUUUGGAAGAUGAGCAUUUUUUAUUUUGGUUAAAUUUUUUCCAUAAAAUAAUGCCCCAUGUUGAUAUAUUGUUUAAACAAUUGCAAAUGCGAGACAUUGAUGUUAUAUCUGUCAAAAAUUGUAUCCUGUCUUUUAACAACAAUAUCCAAAUAAUUAGAAAUACUAUUUUGGAAUCAGAAGUACCAAGCACAUCAACAGCAAAAAAAAGAAAAACUACUGCAGAGGAUCCAAAGCGACGAACUGCACUUGAAAUUUGUGAUAUUAUUAUAUCUGAAAUAAAUCACAGGUUUAGUUUCAAUGAUCAUCUCAUGAUUUCACAGUUAUUCUACAUAGAGAAAUUUGAAGCAUACACUACCAACUUUCCGCAAAAUAUUUUAAAAAUGGUGACGGCUAAUUAUCCCACAGUGAAUAUUUCCAAACUAAAAUCGGAACUUGAAGUCUUAUAUUGUCGUGAGGAUUUUCGCAAUAGUGCUGGUGCAGUAGCCAUACUUCAGCUUUUUAUUAACAUGAAUUUGUCUGAAACAUUUUCUGAAGCAGUGAAGUUAUUAAAUAUUUUGUGCACACUCCCUAUGACAACCGUGGAAAGUGAGAGAUGUUUUUCUACUUUAAAAAGAGUAAAAACAUUCCUGCGUAAUACGAUGGGACAACCUAGACUUAGUGCCUUGUCUAUGCUGAGCAUCGAGAAAACGCUUGUCAAGAGCAUUCCAAAUUUCAAUGAGAAGGUCAUAGACUAUUUUGCAGAACUAAAGGAUAGAAGAAUUGACUUAAAAUAUAAAAAUAUUUAAAGUAAGUUUCGUUUUAAUAAAUUUACAAUUUAUUAUACUAUAAAUAUUCCUAUCUAUAUAUCAGUCAAUAACCUGUUCAUACCAUUUUUCCUAUAUUUUUUAAAAGAUUUACUCUAAAAAAAGACAAAUUUAAUUUUCGGAAAACUAGGGUAAAUAGUAUUGAGUUUUAUCUAAGUCUGUAUUUUUUAUCUAAAAUAUAAAUGCUAAAAGAUCUUUUAAAUACUUUAAAAAAUCAACAGUUUGAAGUUUUCAAACCAAAAUGACCCCCCUGAAGAUUGACCCACGAGCCGCCGCUGCUCCUACUGAAGACGUACGAGACAAACAGCUGUCUAGGGAUGGUAAAUAUUCUCUGAAACGACAUUUCACUUUUUAAAAAAUCAUCAUUUUGUUUUAUUCCAUUUCAAAGUCCUAUACCUCUAUAAAAAAC